This is a messenger RNA of Necator americanus (New World hookworm), 1635 nucleotides long. RefSeq lists its product as uncharacterized. Gene Ontology annotation, cellular component: nucleus; cyclin A2-CDK2 complex; cytoplasm. Lineage: Eukaryota; Metazoa; Nematoda; Chromadorea; Rhabditida; Ancylostomatidae. Bases 1 to 1635 code for a protein of 544 amino acids. The record is from RefSeq and is a predicted model, not a curated record. Gene Ontology annotation, biological process: regulation of cyclin-dependent protein serine/threonine kinase activity; mitotic cell cycle phase transition. Gene Ontology annotation, molecular function: cyclin-dependent protein serine/threonine kinase regulator activity. The transcript is spliced from 12 exons.
AUGGGUAAAGAUGUCAAGCCGAAAACGACGUUAGCAGCCCAAGUAUAUGUUACCAAAAGUGAAGGAGGUCGUCUCGCCAACCGCCCAAAAGUGAACAAGGUUGGAGCACCAGCUCCGACUAUCGCAUGUAUGCUGCUUUUUGAAUUACUUGCUUUGAAUGAAAGCACGCAAACAUGUGAGUGUAGCGCAGUCGGUAAGAGGUUUGGCUGUGAGUACACGAUCGAUCAGUGGUUCGCACUAGUGCCAACCAAGCUUUUCCUCCUUCUGGAUUGUUCGAUGGCACCUCCUGCACGCGCUGGAUUGUCUGUAGUGCCAAGAAAUCAACCUCACAACUUUGUCGGCCAAGCUGCUGGAAAACUCACUCGUCAACAUGGCAGCAGCAAUUUACUGAAAGAUACUAAGCGCGGUCUCAAAGAUGUUAAAAAUGUACAGCCACCAGCGGCCGCACCUUUCCAUCGUUCUCGAUCCAUUAUUCCUGUUGUGAAUCCUAGCUUUGAAGUUUACUGUGAUAAUGAUGAUGAGAACAACAUCAUUCAUCAGCUCGAAAAGCAGUGUCGUGAGGAGAAAAUCGCCAAAAAGGCUUCUAAGGCAACCGUAAAUGUUCCGGCUCGGAAACCUUUAGGCAAUCUUCCAAUACCUGCGCUGGACUUUAACUCCGAUGAGGAUGAGGUCUUCUCGGCAGUCUCUCAGCUCCCUUCUGGCCCACCCACUAUACGUUCCGAUUUUUCGAACUUCGGUGUAAAUGACGACGACGACGCUAAAUCAUCUCAGUACGGUAGCGCACUCGACUUCGAAGUUGACAGUCGUGAUGAGUAUAUGACAGCUAAAUCUGAGAAAGAGAUUCGUGAAGAUAUCAUCUCUGCUAAUCCUGAGUUUUCGGAUGACAUCUAUAGGUAUAUGCGACAUCGGGAAGUAAAAGUUCGCCCCAAAGCCACAUAUAUGUCCAGACAAGAUGAUAUUAAUUCUGAAAUGAGGGCUAUUCUUGUGGAUUGGUUGUCCGACGUGGUCCAAGAAUAUAAAAUGCAUCAGGAAACACUCCACCUUGCUGUUUCCUUGGUAGAUAGGACUCUGUCGAGGUUCCGCACGAAUCGUGAUCGCCUUCAACUCAUUGGUACAACUGCUAUGAUGAUAGCAUCGAAAUAUGAAGAAAUUUACCCUCCGGAAUUGAAGGAGUUCAUUUACAUUACUGAUGACACAUACACAGCUGAACAGAUCCUUCAAAUGGAGCGCGUCAUUUUGAAUGAGCUGCAUUUCGACGUCGGAACUCCGACAUCUCAAUGGUUCGGCGGCAGAUUUGCUCGACAUCAACGUGCUUCGCGUAAAACUACCAACGCAAUGAACAUGCUACUCGAUCUCGUUCUUCUCGACGUAGAAUAUAUUGCGUAUAGGCCGUCAUAUAUCGCUGCUGCAUGUCUUUGCUAUGCGAAUGUUCUCACAGGGCCCACUCCUUGGUCGAGUGAGAUGGAGCGUUGGUCAGGAAUUUCCAUUGCUAACAUCACCACACUACUGCGUCAUGUCCACAAUAUGUUCCGAUCUUCGCCCUCGUCGAAGUUCCGCUCAAUUUCCCAGCGAUACAGCACACCUGAGUUCGACAGUGUCUCUGAUCUCCCUCCACCAGCCCAACUUCCGUUAUGA